This is a messenger RNA of Symbiodinium natans, 1068 nucleotides long. NCBI's taxonomy places the organism in Eukaryota, Dinophyceae, Suessiales, Symbiodiniaceae. The record is from the annotation of a GenBank genome assembly.
GAGAAGGAGCCCGAGCUGGCCGCGCAGUUCGAGCGCGCAGUGCUCAACAGGAAGCUGCCAGACAACUGGGACGAGUGCCUCCCCAAGCUGACUGAGGAGGAUGCGGGCAAGGCUACUCGCUUGCACUCCCAGGACUGCCUGAACGCUAUUGCCCCGGUGCUGCCGGAGUUCAUGGGUGGCUCCGCCGACCUUGCGCCCUCCAACAUGACCCUGAUGAAGUGCACUGGCGACUUCCUCAAGGACAGCUACUCUGAGAGGAACUUCCGCUUCGGCAUUCGUGAGUUCGGCAUGGGCGCUGUGUGCAACGCCUUGUCAUUGGACAAGACAGGCAUCAUCCCCUACUGCGCCACCUUCACCAUCUUCACGGACUACAUGCGCUCGGCCAUCCGUAUUGCCGCCCUUUCCCAGGCAGGCACCAUCUUCGUGACCACGCACGACUCCAUUGCCGUAGGCGAGGAUGGUCCCACGCACCAGCCCAUUGAGACCAUCCCUUCCCUGCGACUGAUCCCCGACCUGACCGUCAUGCGACCAGCCGAUGGCAACGAGACCGCCGGCGCCUACAAGUAUGCAGUCGAGCGCUCCAAGAACGACUCCCGACCGACCAUGAUGGCCUUCUCCCGCCAGGCACUUCCGAACCUCCCCAACUCCUCCAUCGAGAACACCCUCAAGGGCGCCUAUGAGGUGGUGGAGUGCUCCGACCCAGAGGUGAUCAUCAUUGGCACAGGCUCCGAGGUCCAUGUCUGCGUCGACGCUGCCAAGUCCAUGGACGCGAAGGUCCGCGUCGUGUCCAUGCCCUCCGUGGAAGUCUUCCGAGCUCAGCCGGACAGCUACAAGGAGUCCAUCCUUCCCAAGGGCGUCCCCACCCUGAGCGUGGAGGCGGCUGUCACUUCCGGCUGGGGCGAGUUCUCCACCGCGCAGGUGGGCAUCAACGUCUUUGGCGCUUCCGCACCGGGGGGCACCUGCCUGGAGAAGUUUGGCUUCACGGCAGAGAAUGUCAAGGCGUGCGCAGAAAAGUGCCUCAAGGGCGAGACGGGUGUCCUCUCCGAUGGCUCUCAGGGCAAGCACUGA